GGGCGGCUGCUGGCGGCUGCUGCCCAGGGCAGGGCGAUGGAGCCAGAGCUGUUUGAGAGCCCGCUGCUGGAAUCAGAAGAGGAACAUCUCCUGCUGGACCCAGGAAACGUGUUGAAGCUGUACUGUGAUGCCAACCAGAGCGGUGCCAGUGUGGUCUGGUACAAGGACUCCCGGCCGCUCGUCCCGAGGGGUCGUAUCCGUCUCUGGCAGAGCCUGCUGGAGAUCUCAGGGGUUGCCUACGAGGAUUCAGGGCUCUACGUGUGCCGGGCACAGGGGACUGGGGAGAUCCUGCGCAACUUCACCAUAUCUGUUGUGGACUCACUGGCGUCGGGUGAUGACGAUGAAGACAGUGAUGGGGACAGUCCCCACAGAGACCAAAAUGAGGAUCCUGUCUAUGUGCACAGAGCUCCCUACUGGACUCACCCACACCGGAUGGACAAGAAGCUAUAUGCAGUCCCCGCGGGGAACACGGUGAGGUUUCCCUGCCCAGCCUCAGGCAGCCCCAGCCCCAGCAUUCGCUGGUUCAAGAACGGGCGCGAGUUCCGGGGGGAGCACCGCAUUGGGGGCAUCCGACUCCGGCACCAGCACUGGAGCCUGGUGAUGGAGAGCGUGGUGCCCUCCGACCGUGGCAACUACACCUGCCUGGUGGAGAACAGGUUUGGCAGCAUCCACUACAGCUACCUCCUGGAUGUACUGGAGAGGUCCCCGCACAGGCCCAUCUUGCAGGCUGGGCUGCCCGCCAACACCACAGCCCUGGUGGGCAGUGAUGUGGAGUUUUUCUGCAAGGUCUACAGCGAUGCCCAGCCCCACAUCCAGUGGCUGAAGCACAUUGAGGUGAACGGCAGCAGCUAUGGUCCUGAUGGAGUCCCCUAUGUGCAAGUGCUCAAGACUGCAGAUAUCAACAGUUCUGAGGUGGAGGUGCUGUACCUGCGCAACAUCUCCAUGGAGGAUGCUGGCGAGUACACCUGCUUGGCAGGGAACUCCAUCGGCCUCUCCUACCAGUCUGCCUGGCUCACUGUGCUGCCAGAGGAGGAGCUGGUGCGGGAAGCUGAAGCCCCCGAGGCCAAGUACACAGACAUCAUCAUCUACACCUCGGGGUCAUUGGCCGUGGCCAUGGCUGCCAUCAUUGUGGUGCUGUGCCGGAUGCAGACUCAGUCAAGCAAGCAGCCUCUGGAGCCCAUAGCAGUCCACAAGCUUUCCAAAUUCCCACUGAUCCGACAGUUCUCCCUGGACUCCAGCUCCUCCAGGAAAUCCAGCACAUCCCUGAUGCGCAUCACUCGUCUCUCCUCCAGCUGUGCCCCGAUGCUGGCAGGGGUCAUGGAGCUGGACCUGCCGCUCGAUGCCAAGUGGGAGUUCCCCCGAGACAAGCUGGUGCUGGGCAAACCCCUGGGAGAAGGCUGCUUUGGCCAGGUGGUGCGGGCAGAGGCUUAUGGCAUAGACAGAGACCGUCCAGACAGAGCAGUCACCGUGGCUGUGAAAAUGUUGAAAGAUAAUGCCACAGACAAGGACCUGGCUGAUCUCAUAUCCGAGAUGGAGAUGAUGAAGCUCAUGGAUAAGCACAAGAACAUCAUCAACCUCCUGGGAGUCUGCACACAGGAUGGGCCACUUUACGUGAUUGUGGAGUUUGCUGCAAAGGGCAACCUGCGAGAGUACCUGCGCGCCCGCCGCCCCCCAACACCUGACUACGCUUUUGAUGUCACGGCGAUGCCCGAGGAGCAGCUCUCUUUCAAGGACCUGAUCUCCUGUGUCUACCAGGUGGCACGUGGCAUGGAGUACCUGGAGUCUAAACGGUGCAUCCACCGGGACCUGGCUGCCCGCAACGUGCUGGUCACGGCAGAGAGCGUGAUGAAGAUCGCUGAUUUUGGCUUGGCCAGGGAUGUCCAUGACAUUGACUACUACAAGAAAACCAGCAAUGGCCGCCUGCCAGUGAAGUGGAUGGCACCAGAGGCCCUGUUUGACCGGGUCUACACCCACCAGAGCGAUGUGUGGUCCUUCGGGAUCCUGAUGUGGGAGAUCUUCACGCUGGGAGGCUCCCCCUACCCUGGCAUCCCUGUGGAGGAGCUCUUCAAGCUGCUGAAGGAGGGACACCGCAUGGACCGGCCGUCCAACUGCACCCACGAGCUGUACAUGCUGAUGCGGGAGUGCUGGCAUGCUGUGCCCUCACAGCGUCCCACCUUCAAGCAGCUUGUGGAGGGUCUGGACAAGAUCCUGGCAGCAGUUUCAGAGGAGUACCUGGACCUCUCCAUGCCCUUUGAGCAGUACUCGCCCUCCUGUGAGGACACCGCCAGCUCCUCGUGA
Molecule: messenger RNA, 2298 nt
Organism: Chaetura pelagica (chimney swift)
Lineage: Eukaryota; Metazoa; Chordata; Aves; Apodiformes; Apodidae
Gene: FGFR4
Product: fibroblast growth factor receptor 4
Exons: 18
Biological process (GO): positive regulation of kinase activity; regulation of bile acid biosynthetic process; positive regulation of ERK1 and ERK2 cascade
Cellular component (GO): membrane; signaling receptor complex
Molecular function (GO): ATP binding; fibroblast growth factor binding; fibroblast growth factor receptor activity
Source: RefSeq, a predicted model, not a curated record